AUGCUUAAUAGUAUUCCUCCGACUCAUGAUGAUCCGCCGAGUCACGAGACUCCGAGUCAUGAUACUCCGAGUCGUGAUCAUCCUAGUCACGAGACUCCGACUCGUGAUCCUCCUACUCACGAUCUUGAAUGCCAUGGUAGUAGCGGAUAUUCGUUUGACGGAGCAACUAGGGUUCUGAGAUCAAGAGACUACUCUGUCAUUGCGUCGUUUCUUGAUUUGCAACUAGUAGGUCUGUCCAAGGACAUUACAGAGAUCACCGUUUUUGCUCCUGGUGAUAAAGUGAUGGCAGCCUCUACUGGUAAUUUCAGUAAUGGUGAGUUUCCUUCUAUCUUUCGUAGGCAUGUUGUGCCCUGUAGGAUCAUAUGGCGUGAUCUCGUUAAUUUCAAGAAAGGGGCAUUGUUACCAACAUUCUUGAAGGGUUUCGCCAUCAAUGUCACCAAAUCAGGUGAUAAUUUGCUGUUCAAUGGAGUUCCAGCUACUGAUCAAGACAUGUACACCAGCAAACGAGUCGUUAUUCAUGGUAUUACUGGAGUUCUUGAGGUGCAGAAGAGAGGAGAAGAAGUGGCCAGAGCUCCUAAGAGUGGAUCCGAAAACGGAAGGAUCGAGUCUAAGGUCAAAAAGGUAUUUGCAGGACUCCUGUCUGUUUCUUUGUAUCUUGUGCAGUUCUGA
Tripterygium wilfordii is the source of this 669-nucleotide messenger RNA. Its product is annotated as putative fasciclin-like arabinogalactan protein 20. The record is from RefSeq and is a predicted model, not a curated record. The coding region runs from base 1 to 669 and encodes 222 amino acids. The transcript has 2 exons. Lineage: Eukaryota; Viridiplantae; Streptophyta; Magnoliopsida; Celastrales; Celastraceae.